AUAAUCGGAUGCAUGUAAAAUAGAGGGGCAGCAUCGACAUGUCGGCCACGGUUCCCUUAAGUAAUUAUUAUGUAGAUUCCUUGAUAAACCACGAAAGCGAGGAUGUUAUUGCGGCUCGAUUCUCGGGUUCUGGUUCGCACCCUACCGGCCCUCGUCCGACGUCCCUCGUAUCGGAGUGUGGUGACUAUCCCUCCUGCAGCUUUGCCUCUAAACCAUCCGUUUUCACUACAUCCUGGACCCCUGUUCACUCCCAGUCCUCAGUGGUCUACCAUCCAUACAGCCAUCAACCUCAUCUAGGAACGGACUCAAGGUAUGUGCGGUCAUGGCUGGAGCCGAUCUCGGGGGCAAUGUCCUUUCCAGGCUACCCUGCCAACGCCAGACACUAUGGGCUGAAGCCCGACGCCUUCCAGGAGCAUCGAGCCAGUGACUGCCUCGCCUCCAACGGACGCACCUACACGGAUUAUAUAUAUUGCACCACCGCUGACAUCCGAGAAAAGACCCAACCAAACAUCCCUUCUCCCGAGACCGAGCCUUUGGCUUUCGGGAAGCACAAAGACGAGAAACCAGAAUUAGACCCGAAUAACCCAGUUGCAAACUGGAUUCACGCGCGUUCAACAAGGAAGAAGCGGUGCCCUUAUUCAAAAUACCAGACUCUCGAACUUGAAAAAGAGUUUUUGUUCAAUAUGUACCUAACCAGAGACCGUCGAUAUGAGGUGGCAAGAGUCCUCAACCUCACGGAGAGGCAGGUCAAAAUCUGGUUCCAGAACCGGCGCAUGAAGAUGAAGAAAAUGAACAAAGAAAAAACCGACCGCAACAAAGAACAAUAAUAAAGGAAUGGUUACAACAACGACAAAAGAACAAAAAGAAGAAUCAGACACAGUAAAAUAACCACUACUGCCAUGGAUAACAACAAAGAUAAACCAAAAUACAUGAUGCCUCCUUCUUAAUGUUGGAUUUUGUGUUGGAUGUUUUUUUUUUUAUUAUUAACCCCACCUUCCAUGUUUGAUGCAAAAUAUGGUUUGUUUCUCCACAUGCACCUUUCCUUGUCCAGGUUUAAAAUAGCCUUUAAGGAAAGAAAACAUUUGCACUUGUGAAGAUACCUGUAGGCCUCUAUGUUUAUUUACAUAAGGAACAUUUGAAACAUGAAACAUAUUUUGAACAAAUGUAUAACUGUCCCAAAGUAUAAGGAAUGGAACACUGGAAUGAUUUUAAUUUCUACCCUCCAUAAUUUAAGACGUCCGUGCGAAUAUUCCUUACAUGUUUGUUUCUUGUGAAUGUUAUGCAGAGGUGUUGUGGCAUAUUUUGUACAGAAAGAGAACAUCUGCCCUCUUAACAAAUGUAUGUCUGUCUUCUGUAUAUGUGGUAACGUAUCCGUUCGGUGUACUUAUUUGUGCGUUUCGUAUUAUUUUGAUUGUAUAGACAACACGUGCCAUUCAUUAUAGAACGUGUAGAUAUAGACCUACUCAAAUAUAAAACUGAUCAUGAGGCUCUUGUGUUUUCUGUAUUUUCAAGCAAUCUCUUAACAAAACAGACGUAGAUAUGCAUAGAAUCUUACUACCCGUGCAAACCAAUGUAAAAUCACAUAUUGCGACGUAGAGCACACAUUUGAGGCGCUUCAAAUAGACCAAGCCAGUAUAUUUAUGAUGUCAACACAAAUGCACACAAACCAGAUUGCUGUUAACCUGGAAAGAAACAGCUCUAAUACAUUAAAUAGCCGAAUUUCCCCGCAAGUGGAAUAUUGGAAGCAGAUGGAACGUUUCCUCAUCUUCUGAUAGCAUUUCCAGGCUCAGCAGACUCUUAGGGCUACCACGCGCGCCCGUAAAUGGGUGAUUAUUUCGAGUAGGCCAACACCACAAUGAUGUAACUAAAUAUGAUUUAACGAAACAUUUUUGUACUCCUUUUAUAUGGUGUUGCGACACAAAAUUAUAUUUGAAUGCAUUAAUAUAUGUUUACAAGUCCACUAGGUAUGCACAGGCCACCACAAGUAUCCACAAACAACCACAUUUAAACCACAUUUUGGUCUAAUUGUAAACAUCCAAAACAUAUAAAUCAACAUUUAGUAGUCAAAUGUUUUAUAGAACACAUUAGAUUCCGUCAUUACUCAU
Oncorhynchus masou masou (cherry salmon) is the source of this 2105-nucleotide messenger RNA. Its product is annotated as homeobox protein Hox-C9-like. The coding region runs from base 39 to 827 and encodes 262 amino acids. The record is from RefSeq and is a predicted model, not a curated record. Gene Ontology annotation, biological process: DNA-templated transcription; embryonic skeletal system morphogenesis; proximal/distal pattern formation. Lineage: Eukaryota; Metazoa; Chordata; Actinopteri; Salmoniformes; Salmonidae. Gene Ontology annotation, molecular function: DNA-binding transcription factor activity, RNA polymerase II-specific; RNA polymerase II cis-regulatory region sequence-specific DNA binding. Gene Ontology annotation, cellular component: nucleus. The transcript has 2 exons.